Molecule: messenger RNA, 2872 nt
Organism: Brassica napus (rape)
Lineage: Eukaryota; Viridiplantae; Streptophyta; Magnoliopsida; Brassicales; Brassicaceae
Exons: 1
Coding region: 869-2872 (667 amino acids)
Source: RefSeq, a predicted model, not a curated record
UAAAAAAAAAUUUGAAGUUUGAAUUUUUCUUUUUGGGUUUUAUAAGUUGAACAAUUUUACUUGAUUUUUUUUUACAAAAAUUUGAUUUUUUAGUAUAAAUGUUUUUCAAAAAAAAAUGUUUGAAUAUAUUGUAGUUUUAGACAGAUUUAUAGUCAAUUUUUUCCCGUUUUUGACUAAUAAAUCAUUAGGAUAGAGUUAAUUUAUUCCAUAUUAUAUUUUGGUGUGAUCCAUUAGAGAUGUGGACUGGUUUAGUUCCAUGGACAGCCCACAUAUUUUGGUGUGAUCUAUUAGAGAGAAUAAAUUCAUCUAAAAAAUAAAUUUUUGAAAAUGCAUGUUUAGUACUUUGAAGUCUGAGGGUCCAAAAGUCAAAUGCUCCCAGGCCCGAGUAUCAAAGCAAGCCGCAACCACUUUCUCGAGAAUGGAGCCCCUCCUUCUAAACCUCGUACGGACGGUGGUUUGAUUUAGAUCUACUUCUUUCCGGCGACAUUUUCAUAACUUUUUAAAAAAUUCUUCACUUUUCACCGGUGCUUCUCUCGUCCUAAACUCCCAAGGAAAUCUCAAGUCAUGGAAUCUUUCAACAGUCUGAUGGAAACCUCUUACCAAAGAAAUGCUUUCAACAUCUCAACUCAGUACAGUUUGACACUCUCUUCAGACCGUUGCGUUUAGCUCGGUUCUGACUAGAGUCUUUCAAAGCUGUAAUCCUACAAUUUUCCUCCAUGCUAUAUCUCCUUUGUUAAGUCCAAGCUCCUACAAUAGGAAGACCUUACCGGUGUUUUCUCCAGAUCUGCAAACGGUGCUUCUGCUCCUCAUUUAAAGUUUCCUCCAAGACCUCUUAUUCUCAAGCUUAGAGUUUUCUCAGACCCAAAGGAUGUCUCAACCAAGUAACAACCUCAACUUGAACAAUAAGGAACCGCAUGAAGAGGAAGAUGAUGACUUGGUUAUCCUUCCCGACGUCGACAACUCUGAGCUCAUUGCUCGCUACCAACUCAGCCUAGUGGGUAGGCUCUUCAAGAAAGAGCGACGAAGUGUUGAAGCCCUCAUUGCUCUCCUGCCUAGACCUAGUAUCUGGGAUGUGGAAGGUAGAGCCAGAGGUGUGGAUUUAGGGAACUAUAGGUUUCAAUUUGACUUUGAUUCAGAAGCGGACCUUCAUAAGGUGUUAAGCAAACGUCCAUGCCAUUUCAACAAGUGGUCUUUCGCUUUGGAACGCUGGACUCCCCACAUAGGCCAUUCAUUCCCUAACAAGAUGACUUUCUGGGUUAGCGUCACUGGUAUCCCGACACACUUUUGGCUUGACCCAAUCUUCAGAGCACUGGGGAAGAGACUCGGGCUAGUAGGAAAUGUGGAAGCAAAGGCAGCAAAAUUUGAGCUGGAGCUGUAUGCAGAGCUUCCCUUGAAGGUUAAUCUCCGUGCCCAACUACCCUCGGGUGAAAUCGUCCCUGUAUCUCUAGAAUACUCAAACCUCCACCGCUGGUGCCACAACUGCCGCCUCCUAUCUCAUGAAGUCGAAACUUGCCCCCAGCUAUCUGAUGAACAUAAAGAACAUCUCACUAAAGAGAAAGAGUUAACAAGAGACCAAGGUCUAUACUCCAGAAAUGAGGCAAAUAGGAAUGGCGAGAACUCAAGGAGAUCGAGAGCACCUGAUUCAAAGGCUCCUGUGCUGCAAGAAAGGCGACCGGGAGAUUACUCUCAAAGAGACAACAGGGACAGCGUUUGGAAACGCAUUGACUCCCGUAAUGCUUCUAGAGAGAAUCCCCGCCGAGACCACCAUCAUGCUCCUCGUGAACUAGAAAAGCAGCCACACCAAAAAGAAACUUACAACAAGAGAAGAUAUGAGGAAUCUUUUGCCUCAAGUAGACAAAGAGUAGAAGAACGGAAAGCAACGAGCAAAAUUUUACCUUCUAAGAAAAUCUCUGAGGAAGAGCACCUCCCCUCAGCCUCUCGCGCGAAACAACCUGCUCUCCCUACUGCCCCGCUUGAACCCGUGACUGAGGAACCUCAACGAGAAAGCAUCAGAACUUCAUCCCCAGAACAUGUAAGAGAAAGGCCAUUUAAGCUUAACCUUCAAAAGAGAUCAUCAGCAAAUCAAAAGCUGAAAGGGAAAGAGUCUGACUUGGAAAUCGCAUCUGACGAAGGAAGCUCUGCAAUAAAAAGCUUAAAUUUCAACGAUGAGAAGCUUCUUUCCCUAAACAAUCCACAAGACGCCCCGCUGCUAAUCCCCCCUGUAAAAGAAAAAGAAAAGAGCUGGUAUGAGCAGACUCUAGAAGAAGAAGAGAUUCUGAAUCAAGAGAUAAUUAACAAAACUGACAUGCCUGUGGAGAAGACGAUGGAGACAGUGGAGGAUCCCGAUGCUGAAAAAAUCUUAGAGGAUGAAGAUUGGAUGGUUAAUGAGGUUAACUAUGAUGAUGAUGACCUGAUGGAUGAAGAUGACUUGCUAAUUGAAGAUAUGGAACAGGAGGAGGCGUUGAUCGUCUCUGCGAAAGUGUCGAAGCAAUUGGCGAUUGAUGGUCUCUCUGCUUUGGAGGAAAGCAAUAAAUUUUCUGAGAAAACAAGCCCACAUGCUCGAUCAGAUCACCGCUCGGAUUCUCGUUCUACUCAGACGCCUUCCUCCAGUUCGCGUCCAUCUCCGGCGAAGAAGAAAAGAGGUUCUCCAAGCCCCAUCGCUACUGGCGUUUCUCUCAGACAAAGAAACCUUGUGGUGGGCCGGACUUCAUCAAAGCAAAAAGUUUCAAAGAAUAGGCCAAAACUCCAUAAGGGUCUCUCUACAGCCUAUACUCAAGUUCCAAGUGAUAUUGAAAAAGCAGAGAUGUUUCCGAAGAACAUUAAAAAAUCAGCCAAGGUGGGAAGUAAUAAACCACCAAAAAUUCCAGGAUGA